AUGAAGAGGCCAAGCGCCAAAGCCAUGGCCAGCAGCGGCAUCGCCAAAAAGACCAAGGCCAAAGCCAAGACCAAAGCCAAGUCAAAGAUGAAGGCCAAAACGAAGUAUCAGGAGAGGAUGGAUGAUGCCCUGGAGGUCUGCCGACAGCUUAGCGAGGGUGAGCUGGCCCUGGAAAAUUUGGGGAAGAGCCCUGCGACUGAAGGCUACAAGCUGCUGAGAGACCUCCUGCCCUCCUGGCUCUCCAAGCACGAAAAAAUGACGGCAAAAAUUGUUCCACCGAGCUAUGACUACACCCUCUGGCGCUUUGCACAGGUGUGCAGCUUUGAGAUCGACGGGGCAGACAGCUUGUCCGAGGAGUCCCUGUGCAAGAUCCUUUUCUCUGAUAAGCAUGACAAGCGCUUCUAUACCAUGGGAGUCGAGAAUGGCCAUUUCAUCCGGGACGGCGCCCACUACUUCUACGAAUACCUUGUCAAGAAAAAGGUAGACCCGAAAGAUCUAGAGAAGAAGCUGAAAAUGAAGCAACUGAAAAUAGUGGAAGACUUGCUGGUUGCGUUUGCAGGUCUCCCUGAAAAGUCCUGUGCGAGUCAUAAGUUCUGGCGCUGA
Molecule: messenger RNA, 603 nt
Organism: Symbiodinium sp. CCMP2592
Lineage: Eukaryota; Dinophyceae; Suessiales; Symbiodiniaceae
Source: the annotation of a GenBank genome assembly